Scutellospora calospora is the source of this 213-nucleotide messenger RNA. Lineage: Eukaryota; Fungi; Glomeromycota; Glomeromycetes; Diversisporales; Gigasporaceae. The record is from the annotation of a GenBank genome assembly.
AUGUGUAUAGACGAACAUCUUGAAAACUCUUCUACUGAAAAGCAACAGGAUAUAUCCAGAACUAGUGAAAAUAACAAUACUCAAGCUAGCGUAUCCAAAAGAACAGAGGGUAUAACUAUAACUACAGAAGAUACAAAUAUAGAGAAAGACUCAAAAACUCAGGAAAUUAGCUUGACAAAUGCUACCACUUCUAACAAGAAAAUAGCACAAGAG